Tarenaya hassleriana is the source of this 1514-nucleotide messenger RNA. RefSeq lists its product as uncharacterized. The coding region runs from base 71 to 1297 and encodes 408 amino acids. The record is from RefSeq and is a predicted model, not a curated record. The transcript has 6 exons. NCBI's taxonomy places the organism in Eukaryota, Viridiplantae, Streptophyta, Magnoliopsida, Brassicales, Cleomaceae.
UUCUCCACAUUCAAACCUUCGCAGUUUCACUCCGCAGAAAAGAAAGGAAGCGCAUUUCUUGAGUUCAUCAAUGGAGAAAUCGAAGGACCGACCAGCGGAAUCUGCUUCCGGAAACACGACCAAAUCGAAGCUGAGGUAUCCUCUAAGAUCUGCGCUUAAAUCGAAGGAAGGGAAGCCUCCUGCUCCAGAAUUCUCAGGUUCUUCUAGUUCCAGGAGGGGACGGGUUGCAUCUGCUGUAAGUCAGAGCACAACAGCUCUCGAUCUUUCUGCUAAGGAUUAUGGAUCUGCUAAGCCAGCCAGAAGGUUCUCGAUUCCUGCGAAGGCUGUGGGGAAUUCUGCUAGCAAAUCACUUAGCAGCCUCACCCCUGUUUCAGAAAACAGAGCAAAACGGUCAGGCAAUGGCCGAGGCAUGACUGAAAAGCAGGUCUCCAGUGCACUGAGAUCAGCAAAUCGGAAAAAGGUGGAAGAUUUGUCUUCGGCUACUUAUUGGUUGUCGCAUAUCAAACUCUCUGAGUCCACGGGAAAGCAUUCGAUCUCUCUCGGUUUCUUUAAACUUGCCCAUCAAGCAGGCUGUGAGCCGAUUCAGCGGUUGGGAGACGAGUUGAAACUGUACGCUCGCCGCAAUAACCUGGACGAGCUUGCUGACUGCACGAGGGAACUAUGUCAGUUGUAUAAUAUCUCAGAAGGUCUUGAGGAGGUGAAGAUCUCGGAAACAUGUUCUGUUGUUCCUGAAGAGACCACUGUAUCAAUGAACAAUGAUGCCCAGAGUUCAUCUUCCACACCAGAAAACCUGAGCAUGAUGACACCUGAAGUCCCUAAAGAUGACGCUUCUCAAAGUUCAACUGUCAAACGAACCGCCAAGGCAAAUUCCGUUAAAAAUAUCCCGAAGGGAAUGGCUCGGAGAUCUCUGAAUGCCGUUAAGGUGAAACAAUCAGAUGUUUCGGAGAUUCAAGACUCGGACGAAGGGACUCGGUCCUCUGAUGACAGGGCUCCAAACAAGAAGGAAGCUUUAUCUAAGAACAGCUCAUCAGUUAGGACAAGAAAGAUGGCGAACACUUCCACCCCAAAUUCACGGAAACUAACUGAAACCCGAGCGGAUAGAUCUCAAAAGAAGGGUGAGAGGGUCAUCAAUCUCAGGUCCAAGAGAAAUCAAGAAGAGAAGAAUGAGAUAAAGAAAUCCACGAAGAAACAUGCCAGUAAACCAGAAGGUCAAGGUGAUUCUCCGGAGCAAACGAAUGCAUCAGAGGAGAACAAAGAAAAUUCUGUUGUUCGGACGGCAGAAGAAAUCCAGAUUUGAAUGAAGAAGAACAAAUCUGUCUGCUACUGAAUUUGGUUGGUUUGGAUGAUUUGUCGAAUGGGGUAUAGGUGAAAGGUUUGUCAAGUCUCCGGUUUGGUGAAAAAACAUAUAAUGUUUCCUUGUUCUGGAUUGAAAUGUUUGUUGAAUUGUUUUUUUGUGUGUGUAUAUCCAAAACAGUUUGUCUAAGUUUUCAGUUGCUGAAUGUUCUUUCCUCAAA